Molecule: messenger RNA, 961 nt
Organism: Rhodamnia argentea
Lineage: Eukaryota; Viridiplantae; Streptophyta; Magnoliopsida; Myrtales; Myrtaceae
Exons: 2
Coding region: 190-669 (159 amino acids)
Source: RefSeq, a predicted model, not a curated record
CUCCUGCCCUUCAUAUGAAAAUAAGAAUUCUUGCAUUGACCCCACACCCACCGGUCAUCCACCUCCCACACAUACCAUUAAAAACAGCCUUGUGAUGGUUGAAGCUGUGAACACUACAUUUCACCACUCUCUCCCUCUCUCUCUCUCUGCAUUUUCGUCACUUUCUGUCAUUCUUGUAGGGGCACAACAAUGAGCUCCAUAGUCGAGAGCAUCCGAAAGAGCACCUCCAUGAUUCCUUGGAUCCUCCCAAACCAGACCAAUCAUGACCUUCCGCUCUCACAGCCACACUCCACCACUCAAAAGGAGCAAGCUGGCGGCGGCAGCGGUGGUGGCUUAAGGAGGAGGAUAAUGUCUUCCCUUUCUCUCAGGAUUCAGCCCAUUUCUUAUCCUUCAACUCCUUCCUGGCCAUUCCGCAGAUCCAAGUCCAUGUCCUCCAUUGGAGACAAAGCAGGCAAUUCGCUCUGGAAAUGGUGGGAGCGAGGUUGGUCUUGGAUCACUUUGAGAAAGCCAGUCUUCGCCCGAGAUCUGGAGAUGAACGAGGAAGAAAUCAGGGUCCUUGGUGGCCUCCAGAACAGAGGAAGCUGGAGACAUGUUCUCUACAAGGUUAGGUCCGAGAUCCGAAGAAUUAUUCGAUCCGACAACGUCGGUCUCCCCCAAACUGUCCAGUGAUUGCUCAAGGCUCGUACGUAUAUAUAAAUUAUCCAUGAACUCCCGACGACGACGCAGUCAUGCAAGCGCCAGGAGAAAGUGAAAAGAUUCAGAGAUUUGCACUGCGUUUGUUGGACUGGCCAAUGUGUCUUACCACUAUUUUUUGGUUAGUUGAGUGACUUUGGACAUAGUUGCAAAUUGCAAUGUAUCCAAGUUGGUUUCUUUACUAUUAUGUGAUUAUAUAGUUUAUGAUUAGAUACAUGUAAUCAAGUAACAAUGUCAAAAAUAGUUGUUCGAGAGCCGGGUUUUCCAA